CCGAGAUGCCAUGGGAAAUUAUAUCGUCCCCCCGGCGGGAAAACCCCUGACGUCACUUGGUGAUCCAACCCCUGGGCCCGCGGAUUAUCUACCUUUGAUUAGUCAUAAGGCAUCACUUCCUCAUUACUCUAUUUCCGGAAAACAUAAAACAAGUAAAGACAGUGUAAAUCCCGGCCCCUCAGAUUUCUCAACCAGUGGGGACUUGAUUUGGAAAAAUAAAACAGUAACUUUCAAAGGAAGAAGUAAAUGUUCAUUUGAAGAAGAAGCUGAGAAGUACUGUACAGUUAUCGGACCAGCGAAGUACAACUCUAGCUAUCAGCAGUUUGGAAAUAAUUGUGGUCCAAAAUUUAGUAUUGCCCACAAGCAGCGUGCUGACGUCUAUACCGGUCCCCCAAAUAGCCAGGUACAACCUGUGGACUCACAAGGUUUUUCAACACCUGGGCCGAAUUACAGACCAAAUUCCUCUUACUUCGGUCGAGGUCCAAAGAAAUCAUUUGGAGUUGCAAGGACGAUAGUUUGGAAGUACUCACCGGGCAAGUUAUUACAAUGUCCUCAGAAAUAA
This is a messenger RNA of Saccostrea cuccullata (small rock oyster), 562 nucleotides long. RefSeq lists its product as uncharacterized. The transcript has 5 exons. Lineage: Eukaryota; Metazoa; Mollusca; Bivalvia; Ostreida; Ostreidae. The record is from RefSeq and is a predicted model, not a curated record. Bases 11 to 562 code for a protein of 183 amino acids.